Messenger RNA from Cyclopterus lumpus (lumpfish), 2405 nucleotides. RefSeq names its product sirtuin 7 (gene sirt7). Gene Ontology annotation, molecular function: NAD+ binding. The record is from RefSeq and is a predicted model, not a curated record. The transcript is spliced from 10 exons. Lineage: Eukaryota; Metazoa; Chordata; Actinopteri; Perciformes; Cyclopteridae. The coding region runs from base 658 to 1881 and encodes 407 amino acids.
GUCUGUCUUCUGUUCUCAUGACAGUCAACGCAUGUGAAUGCAGCUCCCACAGUUCAUUAAUAUAGGGAACUGUAACGCCGAGAUAACUGCGGGUUACCCAGCGAUGUCCAGUAGUCUCCAGUGAGAGCAACAGUUGGCGUACGUAACGCCGCCAUCUUUGUAGUCAGUUUCGUGGCGAUUCUCAGGACGCUUCUCAGACCGACAUCUUUCACGACAGCAAUCGGCCUGCAGUCCGUUACUAUCCACUUGGCAAAGGCAGUUGUUAUUUUUUCUUCCGUGUCGACAGUUCUCCCGCACGCCGCAUCCAAGUAGUCUGACGAAGUUUAGCCCCACUCGUUGUUUGGUUAGCUAGUUGGCUGGCAUCAAUACUGUGUAACGCCUUAAGGUGGUACUUCAAGCUCGUAGUACUCCGGUGAUACGAUAACUCCAGUUUACAGUAGUUAACUUGUUAAGAAAUGUUUCUUAACACUUUGAAGUUGCUCUGAAGUUUGUAAAGGCCAAGACUUAAACCCGUUACAGACUCCGACCAGCAGGGGGCGCUGCCGCCCGUAUGUUCUCACCUUUACACAGACACCAUCCGCCCCGGCUGUUGUUAGUCUCUGGCGCAAUGUGCAGUGUUUUGAAUAGAUAGCUAUCUCUCAGCUGACUUCAAACAGGAUGGAAGAGGAGCCGGACAUCGGUGUUCCUUCGCGGACGGAGAGGAAAGCGUUGGAAAAGGCCAAAAUACUUGAACGAGAAGGCGAGAGGAAGCUCUUUAGACUGGUUGGACGGGUCCUGAAGAAGCCGGAGGCUGAACGGUCGGAGGAGGAGGCCGCUGUGUUGCUGCUGCACAGAGAAACGGUGGAGGAGCUCUGCAAGAGACAAGUCCGCAGAAAUGUGCUCAAGAGGAAGCAGGAGGAGCUGUAUGAUGAUGCGGAUGAGCUGAAGCGCAAAGUCAAGCAGCUGGCUGUGGCAAUCGAGCAAGCAAAACACCUGGUGGUAUACACCGGAGCCGGUAUCAGUACGGCAGCUUCUAUCCCAGACUACAGGGGCCCCAAUGGGGUGUGGACACAGCUGCAGAAGGGCCGGACCAUCAGUUUGUCUGAUCUGAGUAAAGCUGAGCCGACCCUCACCCACAUUUGCAUUAGAAUGCUUCAUAAGGAAAAGCUGGUAAAGCAUGUUGUUUCUCAAAACUGUGAUGGACUUCACUUGCGUAGCGGUCUACCAAGACAUGCCCUGUCUGAGCUUCAUGGAAACAUGUUUAUUGAGGUGUGUACAUCCUGCUCCCCGGUCAGUGAGUAUGUCCGUUUAUUUGACGUGACGGAGCGGACGUCGCUGCAUCGCCACGGGACGGGCCGCAGGUGCAGCCACUGUAGUGGUGAACUCAAGGACACCAUUGUGCACUUCGGUGAACGUGGAACCCUGGAGCAACCUCUCAACUGGAAGGGAGCUGCAGAAGCAGCAGAAAUGGCAGAUGUUAUCCUCUGCUUAGGCUCUAGUCUUAAAGUGUUGAAGAAAUACGCCUGUCUAUGGUGCAUGAAUAGACCAGCAAGCAAAAGGCCCAAACUCUACAUUGUCAACCUCCAGUGGACGCCGAAAGAUGAUCUGGCUGUGCUAAAAAUUCAUGGCAAGUGUGAUGAUGUCAUGAGCCUCCUUAUGAAGGAGCUGAGCGUUCAGAUUCCUGUGUAUGACCGGGCAGAGGACCCCAUCUUCAGUCUAGCUACAUCUCUGCUGUUAGAAGAGGCCAACAGCCACACUCGUGAGGUCAUAGCUCCCCAUGAUGGGCAGGAGGUCUGCUUACCUGGAUCUGGAGAGCAGGCAGAAGAAGCCACAGCUGUGCAGGGCGGCUGGUUUGGACGAGGCUAUGGCAAAGGAAGGAAGAAGAAGAAGAAAGCUGCAUAGUCGAGGGAACUUUACAGACUACUCAUUCAAUGUGGUCAAGUAAAAGUUCAGUCCCAUAAUGAGGACAGCAUGGACUUUUGAGUGCUGUUAUGUGCAUUGGUAUAAUUUAGUCACAUGCAAUGCAUGUGAGUGUGGAAAGUGAAACAUAAGUUUGAUAAUUUGUCAUUUGGAAAUGGCACUUUGCACCAUGAACAUAUUUUACACACCAUAGUGUUUCGUAACAGCUAGAGCUAACGUGGCUUUGGUGAUGCUGUGUUGGUAGCGCUCGGUAUUAUCCCAGCACAGAGCCAGAGUGCCAAACCAUACAAAUAUUCUCACACCCUGUGGGCUCAAAAAGUGGCAAAAUGGUUUCCUCCAAAAUGUUGCAAUACGGUUUUGAAACCACUUCUGCAGCAUUAUUAUUUGUUCUGCUGACCCCCUGUAUGGUCAGUAUGUUUACAAACUCGUAUUUUCAACAGCCUUAAGUUGUAAUAAGUCCAAGUGUCCAGUGUAUGUGUGUAUAUAUAUAUAUAUAUAUAUAUAUA